CCCACGUGUCUCCCAAUUGUCCACAGGCCUGCACUGCCCUGUGGACCACAGCCGCCCUCCACCUUAGAAAACCAGAUGAUGAUGGGUGAAGGGAGAGAGGAAGCAGCCUGGAGAGGAGAGGGGAACUGUAAGAAGGCAUCAGGUUCAAGUCAAAGUCUUGUAUUGAGGGAUUAGAGACAGAGAUAAAGGAAAAAGAUGGAGUCGAAACAUUUGACCAGUUUACAGAAUAAUUGAUUUACCAAAAUGCUGAUGAAUUAACUCUGACGAUGUAGCUACAAAUUUGACUGAAAGUGGGUUGGAGAACAUACCAAACAUCCAGAGUUAGAUUAACUAGUAACAUGAUUUAGUAUCAGACUGAGGUUAAAAAAGAGCAUCUUCAUUAUUAAUUUAACUAUUACUAAUUAUUUGCUGGUUUCCACUUAGGGAGAGACUUUUGGGGUUAAUGUUUUUGUUUUAAGUUAGCGUUCAAAUUGAUCAGAUUUGUCUUUUUGGUCAUGAAUAAGAUAAGGCACAAUUUGGUUGACUAAUACUAUUACUAGAAUUUGUUUCUAUUUUUAUUCUUAUUCAAGUCUAUCAUAUUCCAUUCACUUCUAUUCUGUUCUGGGGGGGGGUCCACUGAGGCCCCUGACGCUGUAAUGUGUUUGUACGCCCCUGUCUGGAGCCUCAGUUGAACGUGAGCUCAGGCAGAGAAGCUUCUGUUCCUUCAGUUCUCUCUCACACAGGUUGCAGAAAUGGUACGGUGAAAACAUCGGUCCGUCACCAGAGUGCUGUCAUCAGGCUGUUUUUCAUCCCAGCACCAUGGAGGCUCAGCCUGGUGCAUCAUGGGAGCUCAUCCAUAAAAUGACAGCAACAAUACAAAAGGAUUGGUAGAGCUUCAUGGAGACUGACGGCUACACAAUGGGUCCGGACUGGGCCGGGACGGUGGCCAGCUUGGAGGGGAUGGGAGACCUGCAGGAGCUGGAAGAAGGAGGGGGCUCCUCGUACUGGUACAUGCCGUACUCACUGGGCUUUCAGGUGUCGCUCACAGCCUUCCUCAUGGUGGAGCUAGUGUUGGGUUUCAGCAGCAACCUGACCGUACUGGUCCUCUAUUGUUCUCAGUCCAAUCUAGUGGACUCGGUGAGUAACAUGGUGACUGUCAAUCUGCACGUCCUGGACGUGGCGGUGUGUGUGCUCUGUCUGCCUCUCACGCUGGUGAUGGUGCUGCUGAGUCCAGGUCCAAACUUGGCCCUGCUCUGCUGCUUCCACGAAGCCUCCGUCACCUUUGCCAGCAUAUCUACGGCAAUCAACAUCCUGGUCAUUAGCUUAGACCGAUAUGACAUCUCAGUCAGGCCAGCCAACCGGCUGCUAACGACACGCAGAGCAGCGCUGCUCCUGGCUGCUGUUUGGGGAACCUCGGUGGCAGUGUUUUUUAUUCCAUUUCUGCAGGUUGAGUGGCCUGGAGGAGAUGACUCUGAUCAGAAAGGGCACGUGCCCCCCUUUUCAUUAGCCUUGCAUAGCAACAGUGCCACAGCUGUGCCUGCAUGGCAUAACCAGACUCUCCUCUGUCUCGGUGGGCAGGGCUAUCACACGGGCAUGGGCUUGAGUUACCAUCUGAUGCUGCAGGUGCCUGUCUUCUUUACCACUGUGGCAGUCAUGCUCUUCACUUACUCCAGAAUACUGAGGACGUUGAACAUCCGCAUUGGCUCCCACAUGAAGAGGAGCCAGAGGUUGAAGGGCGCUUCCUGCAAUAGACAUCACAAAAGACAGAAAAAGAAGAGAGCAGGGGAGCAGCCCCCGGGGAACAGCGGUGAAGACGUGGAAGGAGGGCAAAGUCACGUUAAUGUUACCAAACAGCUGAGCCACCCUCCCCUUAUUUCCUCUCCUUCACCCACACCCACUGCAACCUCCCCUCCUGCCCUUUCUUCUUCAGCCCCACUGGUCAUUUCUGCAGCCACACCCUUACCUCCAGUGGGCGUUCAGGCCUCUGUCUCUGCGAUCAUCGCUUUGAGGAGGGCAGUGCGGCGACAUAGGGACAGGCGAGAGCGGCAGAAGCGAGUCUUCAGGAUGUCACUCAUCAUCAUCAGCACCUAUCUGGUUUGCUGGGCCCCACUCUCUGUGAUUAAUGUGCUUAUUUUAGGCAUCGGUCCCAGCGAUGCCCUCAUCAGCCUGCGCCUCUGGUUCCUAGCACUGGCUUAUGGAACCACAAUCUCCCACCCUCUCCUCUAUGCUUUCACCCGACAGAAGCUGCGCCGUGCCCUCCGUUCCAAGGUGAAGAAAAGGGUGGUGUCUCUACUCCAAGUGGACCCAUCGCCCCGAGGCCCGGUUAUACACAACUCCUGGGUGGAGAACAGGAAAAAUAGCCGUAAGGUGAGACUGGGAGCCAGUGAAGGUCCUGACCGUUGCCAGGCGGAGGCCCUGUGAGACCAACACAACUUA
This is a messenger RNA of Cynoglossus semilaevis (tongue sole), 2415 nucleotides long. Its product is annotated as probable G-protein coupled receptor 22. The record is from RefSeq and is a predicted model, not a curated record. Gene Ontology annotation, biological process: cellular response to hormone stimulus; G protein-coupled receptor signaling pathway. Lineage: Eukaryota; Metazoa; Chordata; Actinopteri; Pleuronectiformes; Cynoglossidae. Gene Ontology annotation, cellular component: plasma membrane. The coding region runs from base 877 to 2400 and encodes 507 amino acids. The transcript has 2 exons. Gene Ontology annotation, molecular function: G protein-coupled receptor activity; peptide binding.